AUGUCUUUGGGUCCGCACUGUUCCCAAUUUUUAUCCAAUUACAUAUGGGUUUAUUCAGGAUAUGGGCCCCGUAAAACAGGCAUCAAAAGGGAAAUAGACGAAGCUCUAAGACCAGGUGUAUAUGCUUUAAUAGAUACUUGCUCAGCAGAUGAUCUUCAACGCCUUCAUACCUUAUUUGGAGAGGGUCCUUGCAGAAACACUCUGGCCACCUUGAAACAUGAUUACGAACUCAAUUUCCAAUACCAGGGAAAAGUCUAA
Molecule: messenger RNA, 258 nt
Organism: Prunus armeniaca (apricot)
Lineage: Eukaryota; Viridiplantae; Streptophyta; Magnoliopsida; Rosales; Rosaceae
Source: the annotation of a GenBank genome assembly